This is a messenger RNA of Haemorhous mexicanus (house finch), 4764 nucleotides long. RefSeq names its product actin filament associated protein 1 (gene AFAP1). Gene Ontology annotation, cellular component: cytosol. Gene Ontology annotation, molecular function: SH2 domain binding; SH3 domain binding. Lineage: Eukaryota; Metazoa; Chordata; Aves; Passeriformes; Fringillidae. Bases 125 to 2572 code for a protein of 815 amino acids. The transcript has 18 exons. The record is from RefSeq and is a predicted model, not a curated record.
CGUCCCCUCCCCGCCGUCCCCUGCCGGCGCGGCGCUGGCUGCGCUCCGCGGCAGAGCGGGGCUGCGGGAGGAGCCGCGUUCGGCCGCUUUGUGCCGGCAGCCGCCGCAGGACGGCCGCAAAGCCAUGGAAGAGUUAAUAGUUGAGCUGCGCCUGUUUCUUGAACUUCUGGACCAUGAAUAUCUAACUUCCACUGUCAGGGAGAAGAAGGCAGUAAUAACUAACAUUCUCCUGAGGAUACAGUCAUCAAAAGGUUUAGAAAUAAAAGAACAUGUCCAGAAGCAAGAAGUUGCCAACAGUUUGCCUGCGCCUCCUCAAAUGCCUCUGCCAGAAAUACCUCAGCAGUGGCUGCCACCAGAUAAUGGUCCUCCACCACUGCCAACAUCCUCCCUUCCCGAAGGCUAUUAUGAAGAGGCAGUGCCACUUAGUCCUGGGAAGGCUCCUGAGUACAUCACUUCCAAUUAUGACUCAGAUGCCAUGAGCAGCUCUUACGAAUCCUAUGAUGAAGAGGAGGAGGAUGGAAAGGGGAAGAAAAUGAGACAUCAGUGGCCUUCUGAGGAAGCCUCUAUGGAUCUGGUGAAGGAUGCCAAAAUCUGUGCCUUCCUUCUUAGAAAAAAACGAUUUGGGCAAUGGACCAAACUACUGUGUGUUAUCAAAGAAAACAAACUACUGUGUUACAAAAGCUCCAAGGACCAGCAGCCCCAGAUGGAGCUGUUCCUGAAUGACUGCAGUAUCACCUAUAUUCCCAAAGACAGCAAAAAGAAGAAGCAUGAGCUGAAAAUCUCUCACCAAGGAGCAGAUGCCCUGGUUCUGGCAGUGCAGAGCAAAGAGCAGGCAGAACAGUGGCUAAAGGUUAUAAAAGAUGUGUGCAGCAACUGUACAGGAGCUGUAGACUCUGAUGGGCCGUUGUCUAGUUCUCCAGUACACAAAGUGGAGCUGGAAAAGAAGUUGUCAUUUGAGAGGCCAAGCUCAGAUGGGGAAGGUGCUGUGGAAAAUGGGAUCACUACUGUGUGCAAUGGUAAAGAACAAGUGAAGAGGAAAAAAAGUUCGAAAACAGAAGCCAAGGGCACUGUGACUAAAGUAACAGGGAAAAAAAUAACAAAGAUCAUUGGUUUAGGAAAGAAAAAGCCAUCAACAGAUGAACAGACCUCAUCAGCUGAAGAAGAUGUUCCAACAUGUGGGUAUCUCAACGUGCUCUCUAAUAACCGCUGGCGCGAGCGCUGGUGCCGAGUGAAGGACAAUAAACUCAUUUUCCACAAGGACAGGACAGAUCUGAAGACACACAUUGUUUCCAUCCCCCUCCGUGGCUGUGAAGUCAUCCUGGGGCUGGAUUCGAAGCACCCCCUGACCUUCCGCCUGCUCCGGAACGGGCAGGAGGUGGCUGUGCUUGAGGCCUCCUCCUCAGAAGACAUGGGCAGAUGGAUUGGAAUUUUGCUGGCAGAAACGGGGUCUUCAACAGACCCUGGAGCUCUGCACUACGACUACAUCGACGUGGAAAUGACGGCAAGCGUCAUCCAGGCUGCCAAGCAGACCUUCUGCUUCAUGAACAGGCGGGUUGUAUCAGCGAGUCCGUACCGCGGGAGCGCUGCCAACGGCUACGCCUGCCCGAGCGGGAUGGCGCUUCACUACGAUGACGUUCCCUGCAUCAACGGAUCGUGGGAACCAGAAGAUGGCUUUCCUUCUUCUCGUAGCAGGAACAUUGGAGAAGAAAUGCUUUAUGAUAACGCAGGCCUGUACGAUAACUUGCCGUCUCCAAAAAUCUUUGCGCGCUAUCCGCCAGCUGACAGGAAAGCCAAUAGGUUAUCUACUGACAAACUCUCCUCUAACCAUUACAAACACCCUGUCUCAUCCAGUCUGUCUCCUGCUCAGUCUGUCACUAACACCUCUGCUGUGGGGAGGGGAUCUGGCUCGCAGUUUAAAGGCAAGAAGCCUCCUGUGACUGCUAAUGGGAUCACUGGAAAAGCAAGGACUUUAAAUAGCCAGCCGAAGAAAUCUGAAACGGUUUCCUGUGUGAAGCGCACUGCAUCCAAUGCAGAGCAGUACAAAUAUGGCAAGAAUCGUGUGGAGGCAGAUGCAAAGAAGUUACAAAGCAAAGAGGAGGAGCUGCUGAAGAAAAAAGAAGCCCUUCGGAACAGGCUGGCGCAGCUCCGGAAAGAAAGAAAAGAUCUGCGUGCUGCCAUUGAAGUCAAUGCUGGCAGGAAGACCCAAGUGAUUCUUGAAGACAAGUUAAAGAAGCUGGAAGAGGAGUGUAAGCAGAAGGAGGCUGAGCGUGUAAAUCUGGAGCUGGAGCUGACUGAGGUGAAGGAGAGCCUUAAGAAAGCCUUGGCUGGUGGCAUCACACUGGGCUUGGCUAUUGAACCCAAAUCAGGAACAUCAAGUCCACAGUCUCCAAUUUUCAAGCACCGAACUUUGGAAAACUCUCCAAUCUCCAGCUGUGAUACCAGUGAUACUGAGUGCUCCAUCCCUGUGAACAGUGCAGCAGCUCUGAAGAGACCUCCCUCAUCAAACAGCUCUCCAUGUCGAGGCCAUGUCCUUCGAAAAGCAAAGGAAUGGGAGAUGAAAAAUGGAACAUAAACAAAAGAAAGCCACUCACUUUCCAUAAAGGCCUUACCUACUACAGACCAAGACUUAGGCUGCAAAGGACUCACCUGGAAGGUCACAUCAAGUGAUGAAACAUGAGAAGUUUUAUAACUCUGUUAAGUUAAUGGUAGCUUGGCUCUAAUUUGCCUGUAUUCCCUCUACUGUAUUGCUGUGUAACUCUGUGUGCCCAUUUUUAUUAGCUGUAACUCCUUGUUUCCAACUUCACUGGUAGAGAAAACGAAAACCAAAAAAAAACCCAACCAUAGGAACUAAAAAGGAGUAUAAAGUCACAGUUGAAAGUUUACUUUGCUGAAGCAGCAAAGAACCAGCAAUGCUCAAGACUGGUGUGAAAUCCUGACUCCUGCAGGUUAAAACUGCCUUUGGAACUCUGCCAGAGCAGGUCUGGCUCAUCAGCAGAGGCUUUGCUGGUGGUGCUCACAUGGCAAAACAAACCUGAGGAAAUGUGCUGGCAGAAGCAGCAGUGCCUGCUCAGCCCAGCAGCUCUGCAGGGCCACAAGGACUCAUUGGUGAAGCGUUUUUGGGAUACUUUUCAGACAGAUGCUUUUGUCAUGGGGAGAUAAAAAGCUGCCAAACUUGGAGACAGAUGUGGUUUUGUAGGUUCUCUUUAUUGCUGUUCUGAAGCACCAGUCAUUGUCAAAGGUCAUGUUCUUGAACUGUGACUUGUUCCUGAUUUUUUUAAAAGGCAAACAGGUAUUUUUAGAUACUGCUUCUUUUCUAUACAUUUUAAAGAAGAAAAAGAAAACAAUUGAACUUAGUCCUCAACAGAUAAUGGCAACUCAGAAUGACUUAUGCAGUCAGUCUUGUUUUGUUUUUUAUAAUAUGGUAUUGUUAAACUUGAGGUGUAGAACACUGCUGUACUUAGUUUCCUUUGUCUGUUUUCAGACCUCAGCUAUUAUUUUUGAGGAAGAUGACUGAAAAGGUAAUAAUUUUCAGACUCUCUUAUAAACAGCUUAACAAAUAAUUGGGGAUUUUCUCAAACAGGAGUCCAUUUCUCAUUACUAGGAAACAGCAUCUUGCAUUUUAGUCUGUAAAAUUACAAAAAUCUGUUUUUCUUUGUCUCCAUCCAUGUCAUUCCAGAGAAAUUACAUGCAGUAAAUUGCCACUGAAGCCCUUCAAAAUCUCAAGAUUGGUUUUAAAAAAUCAGAAGGGGGUUGGGAGGAAAAUGUAUAAAUCAGAUGGCUUCUUUUAAGUUUUCUCUUUUGUUUUUUUUAGGCCUUUGGAGAGCUUUCAAUCAUACUCUCAAGAUUUUUUCCCUCCUCAACUGUGAGGAGUAGGAAAUUAAUUUUAAAAAUUACCUCAAAAUAUGAGUAGUGUUUUAAUCACAGAUGUUAGGGCUGGAGUCUUGAUAAUUAGUUAAGACUGCAAUUAAAAUCACCGAAGUUGGCAAGACAGCAGUUACCAAGGAUCCCAUCCCUUUAUGGCCAAGCCUGCAGAUUAUCUCUGACCUUUAGGAAUGGGUGUGUGCAGCUCCUGGAGGGUACACUGGGAUUCUCAGCUGAGCUGGAUGCCAGAGGACUUCCUGCAGGAGUCUGUGGGAUUUGAAGGCACAGAUCUGUCAAAAAGACCUGGCAGCUGACAGGAGAUGGGGCUGUGUCCUGUUCCCAAAUGCAUUUAGGGCCAGGGACACCACUGACCUUCACAGAGUAGAAAUGGGGCCCAGCAUGAGAAAAGGCUCUUUGCUUCUUGUGACUGUACUUGGUACAAAGGGCCACAGGAAUGCAGAUACAGUAGGAAAGCAAGUGUCAGUGUGGUUUUCGUUGAAAACACGAUUUUUUAAUAGUAGUUUAGGUCACUUAUUAACUCUCUAACUUGAGGGCACAUUCUGUACUGUGUGACUAUGAACUAAACAGCAUCAAAUUCCCAUAAAUAAUAGCAGAAACAAAUUGGAAGCAAAAGUAAGUUCAUUUAGGCUUUUUAUUUCAAAUUAAGUUAUUUAUUUGUAUAUUUCAAUAAAUAUUUAAUUUAUAUCUGUACAUAUUUAUAAUGCAAAUUAGGCUUCUAGUCAAGGUUAGCAGUGAUGUAACAGUUGCCAUUAAGAAGUGGUCCCACAUGAAAUAAUGCAGAGUAGUCAAAAGCCAGGUCACUUAUAUUGGCAUUGUCUCUUUCCACCCCCUUAUCCCAUGGUAAAAAAAAAAAAAAAAAAAAAAAAAAAAGAAAAAGAUAAA